Messenger RNA from Choloepus didactylus (southern two-toed sloth), 4102 nucleotides. It is a transcript of the gene ARHGAP18, whose product is annotated as Rho GTPase activating protein 18. Lineage: Eukaryota; Metazoa; Chordata; Mammalia; Pilosa; Megalonychidae. The coding region runs from base 297 to 2162 and encodes 621 amino acids. The transcript is spliced from 16 exons. The record is from RefSeq and is a predicted model, not a curated record. Gene Ontology annotation, molecular function: GTPase activator activity. Gene Ontology annotation, biological process: regulation of actin filament polymerization; regulation of small GTPase mediated signal transduction; signal transduction. Gene Ontology annotation, cellular component: cytoplasm.
GCUUGGAGGACUUGAAACCAGCUCUAAACAGCUGGUGGAUUCUGUAGAAAACUCAGGAAAGUUGCUCGCUGGGGUCAGUGUAUCUGACGUGCCACACGAUGAACAGUAGAGCUGGAGAUCAGCGAGGUUCUUCUGUCCGAGUCCAGUCUUCUUUCCUACACUAACCUAUGAUAAUAAUCUAAAAGAUACUCUUUCCUGGGACAUAAGUAUGACCUAAGAUUGAUGACAGAGCUUCAGGUGUGAGUAAGAAAGAACCUAUUGGAGAUAAGGUGAGUCACAGACAUGGCCAGUAUACCAUGAACCAGGAAAAUGCCACCAAAGCCACGGAGAAGCCACCAUUUGAUCACUCCAGUUCUCAGGAUUCUUUGGACGAACUAUCUAUGGAAGACUAUUGGACAGAACUUGAAAAUAUCAAGAAAUCCAAUGAGAAUAGACAAGAAGACCAAGAGGUGGUGAUUAUUAAAGAACCUGAUGAGGGAGAAUUGGAAGAAGAGUGGCUCAAAGAGGCUGGUUUGUCCAAUCUCUUCGGCGAGUCUGCCGGAGAUCCUCAGGAAAGCAUGGUGUUUUUAUCGACAUUGACCCGGACCCAGGCAGCAGCUGUUCAGAAACGGGUAGAGACGGUCUCCCAGACCUUGAGGAAAAGAAACAAACAGCACCAGAUUCCUGAUGUCAGAGACAUAUUUGCUCAACAGAGAGAGCCAAAGGAAAAAACUCCAGAUGGCACCGAAUCACAGUCAGUCGGAACAAAUGAAAACAAAUACCCAGGAAAAGAUGAUCAGGCAUCUACCUUUGAUGGCAAAAAGGAGCCGAGCCCACUGGUGCCUGAAGAGGUACCUGCCUCUGAAGCGGAUAUCAACCUAGAGGUUUCAUUUGCAGAGCAAGCAGUCAGUCAGAAGGAGAGCUCAAAGAAGACACAAAAGAGCAGAGGCGAAGAUGCCCCGGUACCUAAUUUCAGAUUGCCAAAAGACAAAACGGGCACCACAAGGAUUGGUGACCUAGCACCCCAGGACAUGAAGAAAGUUUGCCAUUUAGCCCUAAUUGAGCUGACUGCCCUCUAUGAUGUAUUGGGUGUUGAAUUGAAACAACAAAAAGCUGUGAAAAUCAAAACAAAAGAUGCUGGCCUUUUUGGUGUUCCAUUGACAGUAUUGCUAGAACAAGAUCAGAGGAAAGUACCAGGAACUCGGAUACCCUUGAUCUUUCAAAAACUGGUUUCUCGAAUCGAAGAGGGAGGUUUGGAAACUGAAGGCCUCUUACGAAUACCAGGAGCUGCCAGUAGAAUCAAGAAUCUUUGCCAAGAAUUGGAAGCAAAGUUUUAUGAAGGAACUUUUAAUUGGGAAAGUGUCAAGCAACAUGAUGCAGCCAGCCUUCUCAAGCUCUUUAUUCGGGAGCUGCCCCAGCCCUUGCUCAGUGUAGAAUAUCUCAAAGCCUUUCAGACUGUCCAGAAUCUUCCAACCAAGAAGCAACAACUCCAAGCAUUGAAUCUUCUUGUCAUCCUCCUACCUGAUGCAAACAGGGACACGCUGAAGGCUCUGCUUGAAUUUCUCCAGAGAGUAAUUGACAAUAAAGAGAAAAAUAAAAUGACAGUCAUGAAUGUAGCAAUGGUGAUGGCCCCAAAUCUCUUUAUGUGUCAAGCAUUGGGUUUGAAGUCCAGCGAACAGCGAGAAUUUGCCAUGGCAGCUGGGACAGCUAAUAUCAUGCACUUAUUGAUGAAGUAUCAAAAACUUCUGUGGACAAUUCCCAAGUUUAUUGUCAAUCAAGUGAGGAAGCAAAACACGGAAAAUCAUAGAAAAGAUAAAAAAGCCAUGAAGAAACUGCUGAAGAAAAUGGCUUAUGACCGAGAAAAAUAUGAAAAGCAAGAAAAGAAUUCAAAUGAUGCUGACGUUCCUCAGGGAGUGAUUCGAGUGCAAGCUCCCCAUCUUUCGAAAGUUUCCAUGGCAAUACAGCUCACGGAAGAACUAAAAGCCAGUGAUGUUCUUGCCAGGUUUCUCAGCCAAGAAAGUGGGAUUGCUCAGACUCUCAAGAAAGGGGAAGUUUUUUUGUAUGAAAUCGGAGGAAAUAUUGGGGAACGCUGCCUGGAUGAUGACACUUACAUGAAGGACUUAUAUCAGCUCAACCCAAAUGCUGAGUGGGUUAUAAAGUCCAAGCCAUCACAGAAGACUUAACAAGCUGCAGAUAAACCAUAAGGACUUAAUAAUAUUGUCUGGGUCAAGAGUGUAAAUAAAAGAAAUGACAGGACUCUUUUAGUGUUCAACUGUACCCAACUAUGAAAAAGUGACACACUCAAGCCUUUAAAAAAUUAUGGAUUUGUGCUGCUGCCAGAAUGACAGGGUUUUUUUUUUUGUUGUUGUUAUUAAUGUUAUUAUUAGAAAAUGACUGUCUCUGGAAUGAGAGGAAAGAGGCUUAAUUGGCUUGUGGGCUAUUUUCAUAAACACCAUGAAAUGUGCCCAGGUGUGACAUAUGUUUUUCUCAUAUGAAAAUACACUCUCUUCCCUCUCACUUUUUUCUCUUAAAACCAUUUAUAUUAUAGUCUGUGCUUUCUCACCUUUCUCUCCUCCUCUUGACUCCCUUUCCCUAACUAGUGUACUUUGACCAAAAAGACUUUGUCGUGAUAACGAUGACAGGAAUGGUGAGUUGUUACGACAAUACAUCUCUAAACAGACUGAAGUCAACAGUUUUCCUGUCACCACAGAAUGUUAAUAUUCAUCUCUUUGAAUCAUUGGUUCAAAGAGUAACAUCUUACUUUUUCCUGCUGUAUCACAUGAAGCGAUUUUGAUUUUUUUCAGUUCAUCUGACGUGCACAGAACUGUAUCCACUAUCAAGAAUAUAGAACUGUCAGAAACUGCCAAUUAUUACUGAACCAUGAAAUAUGUAUAUAUGGAGAAUAAAUAAAAUAUAUCCAUGUGGAAGAACUGGAUUGUGGAUAACAAGAAGAGUACAAGCCAAACCACUUAGCAUAUGCUGUACUCCUCUAAAUGGAAUUUUAAAAGUCAUAGCUGGAUUUACCUGUUAUCGUGUUAGCAUUAUAAAUAUACAUUCAAGUAUAAUCUGGUAAUGGAGAAUGUAUUCUACUUAAAGAGGGAUUUUUUUACUUGUAGAUAAAUCUGCCGGAAGAGUUAUUCUUUUGGGUAUGACACAGUCACAUGAAAAAGCUUUUGUUUGUGUACUUAUUUUAAAUAAUCAGAAUAAAUUUAUUAAAAUGCUGUGGAAACUACUACUCCCAGGGAUUUUAAUGCACAAACCAUAUUGUGACAAGAGAUGAGCCACCAUACUGUACAUAAAAAAAUGGAAUGAGAGAGAAAUAUGAAAUAUUUUAUGAGUUCAGAGUAUAGUAAAUAAAAGGUGAAAUAAAUGAAUACUGCACAAACUGUGUUUAUGGUACUUUUAGUAGUACUUUAGGAAAAAUUAUGCGUUUUCAGAAGCUCUUGGUGUCACUCUAAUUAGGAAGGAAAAUGCCGUUAAUGAGAGCAGUCAUGAAUUUUAGCAUGUAAUUACAAGAGCAGCCUGUGGACAUGAUCAUUUAAAUAACUUUCUGGUGAUCAGUGCCAUUGCUUUUUUUAUUUAAAAAGAAAUUUUAUAAUUAAAUGCAUUUUUCUAAAUUAUCUUCUCUUGGAAUUAUUACUUUUAAUCCUAUGUGUUUACGAGUCUACCAAUGGAAUGUUUCUGUUACUAUUGUUAAAAGGCAUGUCUAUUCUUUCAUUACUUCUAUGUAAUUUUGAAAGUGGGAAAAUAUGUGGAAAAUAUAAACUUGUUUCCCUAAUUUUGGAGAUGACAUUUUGAAAUACACUGUUAACACUGUUUCUGGUUUUGACAAUAUGCAUUAAUUUCCCAACAGCAAAAUAAGGUUUGAUUUAAUGGCUUGACUUAAUUGAAAGGAAUUAACAGUAUAAAAAAAGGAAAAUUAAGUGCUUAAAACGUUUUAGAGGUGCAGAACUUCAAAAACAAGACAGGAGUGAAUACACUGAUUUCAAUAAUUGGUUUUCUAAAGUGAGUGCCAACUAAUUUUCACUGUGUUUACUACCUACCAAAGGGGAAAAAAAAAAAAAACAUAGGAGGCUUAUAAUGAAAAAGUACCAGAUCUUGAUAGAUAAAAAUACAGAUGCAA